Molecule: messenger RNA, 2018 nt
Organism: Pseudocercospora fijiensis CIRAD86
Lineage: Eukaryota; Fungi; Ascomycota; Dothideomycetes; Mycosphaerellales; Mycosphaerellaceae
Exons: 1
Coding region: 1-1899 (632 amino acids)
Biological process (GO): exocytosis
Cellular component (GO): exocyst
Molecular function (GO): phosphatidylinositol-4,5-bisphosphate binding
Source: RefSeq, a predicted model, not a curated record
AUGGUCGCCCAAAGACAUCCUGCCUUCGCGGAGGAGUCCGCUGAAGUGGAGGUCCUGUACGCCAGCUUGGAGAAGAUGAAGUCUGUGUCGAAGAAGAUCCAAAGCUCCAUGACGCGCCUCAAUGAAACCGGCAGGACGGUGCAAGACGCGAUCGGGCCCAUCUAUGGUAACACCCAACGACUCCAAGCUCAGAACACGAACAUCGAUAAGAUUCUGCAGGCAAUAGAGAAAGUGAAACAGCCACUGGAUAUGCGCAACAGGGAGGAACGCAUCUUGCGAAGUCGACCGGAUAAGGUUGGUUUGACGGAGUACAUUGCCAGCAUGGAUCGCACGAACCAGGCAUUGAAAGAGCUGCAGAAAACGAAUUUGCGAUCGAAUCAAGUCGCAAUAUCAGAACUCAGUGGACUACUUGCUGUCGGCUCCGGGAAUCUCGAGGGCGUGUUUCGGGAUAUGCUUAGGCAGGAUUCUCAACCAAUAGAGCCUCUUAAACAGAUCACCCAAGCACAGGACUUUCCGCGGAUAGCAUCUGCGAAGUCAGCGCAGCUUCGGACGAUCAACUUGAAUGUGGCUGGGUUCGUGUCAAAAGCAGCGGUUGCAGGCGGCGGAGACCUUACUCUGGCUGGAAAGGCGUAUGCACACGAGCGGGGACAGUACAUGUCUCUGUCUCUGCAGAAUCUCGCCACUGCAUCCAUAUCAACGGCUCGCAAAGUCACUGCAGAUGCUGUCUACAAGCCCGGCAGCUGUGCUAUCACCACUUAUGCGACUGGAAUCCAAGGCAUGAUUGUGGCGGAAUACGAUAACAUCUGCAGCAUAUUUCAGCGCGAUGAAUGGGCCUCUGUCUUGCAGGCGACCUGCUCAGAGACACUACGAGCUUUCCAGUCCACGCUUCGAGAUCUUGACGCUCAUGUACGAAAUCAUCUGAUCACGGACUGUUAUCUUGCAUAUGAGAUUAUCGACGUGGUCACAAACACAUCGCUCAGCAUCGAGAAAUCGACCAACGACCUUAAGCAAUCUUUCUAUGAUGCGUUGAAGCCUGUACGAGAGACGGCCAAAUCAUCACUGUCAACACUGAUACAGGACGUCAAGACCAAAGUCAGCCAGAUGUUGCAGCUCCCGCCUGAUGCAGCAGCCUUGCCCAUUUCUGCAGACGUCAUGGCCAGAUUACAGCUAAUGACUGGCUAUCUGGCACCUUUGAGCAGUAUCAUGCGCAGCGUAGGCGACGGAGGCUGGAACAAUCCUCUCAAUGCAAACUCCGCCCAAACCGUACCUACAUUGAAGUCGUUUGAUGUCGGAGCAGAUGGCAAACAGCUCUUCGCACACUACAGCACCGACACUAUCGAAGCUCUCCUGUCCUCGCUGGACGCGAAAGCGAGGGCAGCGCAGAAGAGCAAGAGUCACUGCGGCGUCUUCCUCGCCAACAAUAUUGCCGUCGUUGAGCGCAUGAUACGUGGCUCGGAACUCCAAAGCCUGCUCGGCUCUGCGCAACCGAAGGUGGACGGGUGGAAGAAGAAAGCAACGCAAAUGUACCUAGACGUGUGGAAGGAGCCGUCUGGGUUCCUGCUGGACGUUCAGUACACGUCGAAACAGCCUCGUCCGCCUUCGACAGGUGCAGCUGUCGACUCUGCGGCUAUACUGAAGUCAUUAUCCAGCAAAGACAAGGAUGCCAUCAAGGAGAAGUUCAAAAACUUCAAUGUAUCCUUCGACGACUGCGUACAGAGACACAAAAGCUUCAAGAUGGAGGCAGAGGUGCGGCGACAGCUCGGUAGAGAUGUGCAGAUGUUCAUCGAGCCGCUCUAUGCUCGAUUCUGGGAGAGAUAUCAUGAGGUUGACAAGGGUAAAGGCAAGUACGUCAAGUACGACAAGAGCCAGCUGAGCGGGAUACUAGCCGGGCUCAAUUGAGGGUUGGGCGUGCGGUCCACUGAGAAGUUUGCUUGCUGUGUAGGAAUGAUACCCAGGUCUCUGUAUGAUAGCAUUGGUAGAUAUCGAGAUGUCAGAUCUGAGAAAGGUCGAUACUCCAG